AUGUCAGGAACCCAGUCAGCACCACCUCCAGCCCUCCCGCAGUUGACGGCCGAGCAGCACAUUCCUAUUCCGUCCUCCGAUAAAGACUCGCAGCGCCUGAUCGUUGUCCUCUCCAAUGCCAGUCUCGAGACCUACAAGGCCAGCUUCGGUGGCAAUAGACCAGGUGGACAAAGAGAGGAGAAGUACAGUCUCCUCAAUUCAGACGAACAUAUUGGCGUCAUGAGGAAGAUGAAUCGCGAUAUUAGCGAUGCCCGACCAGAUAUUACUCACCAGUGUCUACUCACCCUUCUCGACUCUCCAAUCAACAAGGCAGGCAAACUUCAGAUCUACAUCCACACUGCCAAGGGUGUCCUCAUCGAAGUCAGCCCAACCGUUCGCAUCCCACGUACCUUCAAGCGAUUCGCUGGUCUCAUGGUCCAACUCCUCCACCGCCUCUCCAUUCGAUCUGUCAACUCUCAAGAGAAGCUGCUGAAGGUCAUUCCGAACCCAAUCUCUGAUCAUUUACCGCCAAAUUGCCGCAAGAUCACACUAAGCUUCGAUGCCCCACUGGUACGAGUUCGGGAAUACGUGGAGAACUUAAAUGAGAAGGAGAGCAUCUGCGUGUUUGUCGGGGCUAUGGCCAAGGGCACGGAUAACUUUGCAGACGAAUACGUGGACGAGAAGAUCGCCAUCAGCAACUACAGCCUUUCCGCCAGUGUGGCAUGCAGCAAAUUCUGCCACGCCGCAGAAGAUGUAUGGGGCAUCGUCUAG
This is a messenger RNA of Hyaloscypha bicolor E, 750 nucleotides long. Its product is annotated as putative RNA processing protein Emg1. Bases 1 to 750 code for a protein of 249 amino acids. Lineage: Eukaryota; Fungi; Ascomycota; Leotiomycetes; Helotiales; Hyaloscyphaceae. Gene Ontology annotation, cellular component: small-subunit processome; nucleolus. Gene Ontology annotation, molecular function: rRNA binding; rRNA (pseudouridine) methyltransferase activity. Gene Ontology annotation, biological process: rRNA base methylation. The record is from RefSeq and is a predicted model, not a curated record. The transcript has 2 exons.